CGGUUCGCUGCGACUCGGUUCGAUUCGGCUCGAGCUGCCUGCAUCGAGCCGUGCUCUCGAACAGAUGUGCGUCGCAGUGUUGUUGCAAACGCCGGUCGCGUAGGUUGUUGCUAGUGUGAAACGUCGAGCGCAUCGCCCACCCACACGCACAUACACAUAUGUACGUAGUCGAGUGCGCGGAGCAGUCAGUUGUUGCCGCCAAUUGAAUGGACAGUCGCGGUUAACGAAACACGAAAAGUCGCCUCGCGUCGCGUCGCGUGGAGUUCACUUGAGCUGAGUGGCGGCGAGUGUGUGUGUUUGCUUUUUUUUCGAACGCGCGAAACACGCGGCUGUUGCGGCUGUCGCGAGUGCAUUACUCACUGUUUUUUUUUCGGUUACUUGCAAGUGAUACCCCUUAAACGACCCAGCCCCCCCCUUCAACCCGCUCACAAGCAGCAAACGCCAAAAGGUGAUUAUAUUUGGAAAAGCAAAGCCGUGGAGUAAAUAACGGAGCGGAGAGCGGAUCAACACAAAGCGAGACUACCUUUGGUGUCAUCGUUUGCUCCGUUUUCCAAACACACUGUUUAAACGCAGAAGCAGUUUAAGACUUGCAGAUGAUUGGAGUCAAAUAAUCAAAGAGGUGAGACUGACACAUUACAUGAAGCCUUUGUACUCUUCCGCAUUCCGGAAAACAAGAAGUACAUAGGUAUGAAUGCAUCUCCAGCAUAAUCGGGAUAUUCACGUCGAGAGCGUAUUAUAUUUUAACUCAGAAAGCAUUGGGUGGCCUCGUUAGGCAAUCGUGAUGGUCCUUCAAGCCAAAGGCAUACAAAUUGAAACAAACUGGAGUAAACAAAACACGUGAAUUGCAGAAGGACGAAGGAGCUAAUUGCACAACAGACCUGAUUACCAGGUUUUUUUAUUAAAUGGGUGGAAAGAGCAGCCGCAAGAGCAGGAGAAGCUUAGAGCCCAACACUGUCCGCCGGGACAUUAAUUAAUCACGACCUUGUCAUUCGCAAGGAUCGAGGAGUGGCAAAACAAGUGGCAGGAGCAGGGUGCAGAAAUCAAAUUAACAGUGCGUCAAAAGGAUUAACCCGUGCAGCCAAGGGCCGGAGUUUGGAGCACGUAGCGCACGCGGCGUGGCCAGUUAACCAACCGACCCGGGAUCCACAUUCCAGGGUCAGCGGGUUACGGAAUCCGGAGCUUGGAUUCGUUCGCAGCUCGUAGUUGCGAAGCUGCCUCUAUUGGCACGUGUUCGGCGGCUCGUCGUCGCGGAUUAGCGACAAAAUCCCGAUACAGCCGCACCAGAACGCACGGCAAAUCUGACCCAUAAGAGCCACGGACUUGGAGCCACAAGCAGCGAUGAUGGGCAACAGAACGGAACGAAACGGACGACUGGGUAUCCUCCUGCUGCUGGGAGUGCUGGUGCUCCUGAUGGCCCUGCCACCACCCACCGCGGGCACCACCGACUGGAUGCAGAGCUGCGGCACCUGCCACUGCCAGUGGAACUCGGGCAAGAAGAGCGCCGACUGCAAGAACAAGGCGCUGACCAAGAUUCCCCAGGACAUGAGCAACGAGAUGCAGGUGCUGGACUUUGCCCACAAUCAAAUACCCGAGCUGCGGCGCGAGGAGUUCCUACUGGCCGGGCUGCCCAAUGUGCACAAGAUCUUUCUGCGCAACUGCACCAUCCAGGAGGUGCAUCGCGAGGCCUUCAAGGGCCUGCACAUCCUCAUCGAGCUGGACAUGUCGGGCAAUCGGAUACGCGAGCUGCAUCCGGGCACGUUCGCCGGCCUGGAGAAGCUGCGCAACGUGAUCAUCAACAACAACGAGAUCGAGGUGCUGCCCAACCACCUGUUCGUCAACCUGAGCUACCUGUCGCGCAUCGAGUUCCGGAACAACCGCCUGCGGCAGGUGCAGCUGCACGUCUUCGCCGGCACGAUGGCGCUGAGUGCCAUAUCGCUGGAGCAGAACCGCCUCGCCCACCUGCACAAGGAGACGUUCAAGGAUCUGCAGAAGCUGAUGCAUCUGUCGCUGCAGGGCAACGCCUGGAACUGCAGCUGCGAGCUGCAGGACUUCCGCGACUUUGCGAUCAGCAAGCGGCUCUACACACCGCCCACCGAUUGCCAGGAGCCGCCCCAGCUGCGCGGCAAGCUGUGGAGCGAGGUGCCCUCGGAGAACUUCGCCUGCCGGCCGCGCAUCCUGGGCUCCGUGCGUUCCUUCAUCGAGGCCAAUCACGACAACAUCUCGCUGCCCUGCCGCAUCGUCGGCAGUCCGCGUCCCAAUGUCACCUGGGUGUACAACAAGCGGCCAUUGCAGCAGUACGAUCCGCGGGUUCGCGUCCUCACCUCCGUGGAGCAGCUACCGGACCAGUCCUCCCAGGUGCUCACCUCGGAGCUGCGCAUCGUGGGCGUUAGGGCCUCCGACAAGGGCGCCUACACCUGUGUGGCGGACAACCGGGGCGGCCGUGCGGAGGCCGAGUUCCAGCUGCUCGUGAGCGGCGACUAUGCCGGCGCCGUUUCCGCCAACGACGGGAUGGGCAUGGGUGCCAUUGGCUCGCCAACCAUUGAUCCGCAGACGAACAUGUUCCUCAUCAUCUGCCUGAUCAUCACCACGCUGCUGCUCCUGCUGCUCGUGGCGGUGCUGACGCUCUUCUGGUACUGCCGUCGCAUCAAGACCUACCAGAAGGACACCACCAUGAUGAGCGGCGACGGGCUGAUCUCCUCCAAGAUGGACAAGACGCACAACGGCUCCAUGCUCGAGGGCUCCGUCAUCAUGGAGAUGCAGAAGAGCCUGCUCAACGAGGUGAAUCCCGUCGAGAAGCCACCGCGGCGCACGGACAUCGAGAGCGUGGAUGGCGGCGACGACGUGCUCGAGAUCAAGAAGACACUGCUCGACGACACGGUCUAUGUGGCCAAUCACUCGCGCGAUGAAGAGGCCGUCUCAGUGGCCAUGUCGGACACAACGACCACGCCCCGAUCUCGACACACCUACGUGGAUGAUGCGUACGCCAACAGCCUGCCACCGGAUCUGCUGGCCUUUCCCGCCCGCGUGCCGCCCACCUCGCCCUCGAUGCAGUCCUCGCAGUCGAACAUCCCCGACCAGGUUAUCUACGGCAUCCGUUCGCCGCCGUCGCUCACCAGUCCGGUCUACACGCACAUGACGCCGCACAGCAUCUACGGCACCAAGACGAUGACGGCUCCGCACAACGGCUUCAUGACGCUGCAGCAUCCCAAGUCCCGCAACCUGGCGCUCAUCGCCACCGCUAACAGCAGUCGUCAGCACCAGCACCACCACCAACUGCAGCAGCACCAGCAGCAGCAGCAGCAGCACCAACAGCAGCAGCAACAGCAGCAUCCGCUGGCCACCGCAUCGCCCUUCCUGCCCGCACCCGUCGUCUACUCGCCGGCCACGGGCGUGGUCAUGAAGCAGGGAUACAUGACCAUUCCGCGCAAGCCACGCGCCCCCAGCUGGGCGCCCAGUACGUCCGGUGCCGCUGGCCAUGGAUCCAUUCAGCUAAGUGAAUUCCAGAGCCCCACAUCACCGAAUCCCAGCGAGACAGGCACCGCCACCACAGCGGAACUACAGGCGGAGCCCGUGUACGAUAAUUUGGGACUGCGCACCACCGCCGGCGGCAACUCCACCCUCAAUCUGACCAAGAUCGCCGGCUCGCAAGGCACUGGUCUGCAGUACUCGAUGCGGGACCGGCCCCUUCCGGCCACGCCCAGCCUGACAUCGGUGUCCUCGGCGACCAAUGCCAGCAAGAUUUACGAGCCCAUACACGAGCUGAUUCAGCAGCAGCAGCAGCAGCAGCAGCAACAGCAGCAGCGACUGGGCUCCAUGGACACGGAACCCCUGUACGGAGUUCGGCAACAGGGGAUCACGAUACUGCCCGGCUCCAGCAUCAGCGGGGCCGGACUGGGCCACGCCGCCUACCUUUCACCCGGCUCGGGUGCUGCCGUGUCGCCAAGCCACGCCAGCAGCAGCGGCGACUCCCCGAAGGCCGCCAAGAUCCCACCACGCCCACCACCGAAGCCCAAGAAGAAGAUGUCCGUGACGACGACGCGCAGCGGCCAGGGCAGCACCAGCCAGCUCUUUGACGACGAGGGCGAGGACGGCACCGAGGUCUAGUUUGGCACCCACGGCGAUCCCCAUCAUCGGUAGCUGGCCAUGGGAUAAGAUGGCCAUGGAUGGGAUGGGAUGGGAUGGGAUGGGAUGUGUUGCGAUGUGAUGUGAUGUCGUUGCUAACAGCAGCAAGCAGCAGCAGAUGCGGAUCCAGUGGACGAGGAAUGGGGAAUCCAUGACGGACCGAAGCUGGAGCUGGAGCUGGAGCUGAUAACUUUAUUGCGUGGAGGGGUGCAGCCCCCAGUCGACAACAAAAUUCAACAUCAACAUCAACAUCAUCAUGAAAAUCAACAUGAGCGUCAACAUCCGCUGUUGCGGCUUGUAAAAAUAGCCGGCGGAAGGAUUCUCUUCCGUAGCUCACGCCACUGCGUGACUUGUGUGCCAAACGACUGAUGUAGGUUUUAGUAAUUAAAUCGAUGAACAUGCAACACAACAGAAGAAGGGAAAGUGCGACGAGAAAUGUGUAAUCUUCAGCGAGUUGGAUGAUGGUUAAAAAGCAAAUAGACAGAGACUCAAAUCCGUUAGGGCGAUAAAGUCGCUUUUAGAAGCAUCUAAUCCCAAAUUCGUAUAGGCGGAUAUACGUAAAACCCAAUUUUAAAACCACCUUUUUUUGUGUAGACUAUAGCUAGUUCGGUACAAAAUGCAUUAUUCGUAUAUAAAGAGACAUACAUCUAUAUAAACACACACACAAUUUUAAACUUAUAUGAACCCUAGAACAACAAAUAUCCUAUUAUGAAGAAGUAUACAUAAUGAACUUUCAGAUCAACGACAGUUUGUUCAAGCGCAAUGAAAAGGAAUAAAACACAUAAUUUUUUCCAAAUUUUUUAAAAUUGUAAAUGUAAAGGCAUACAGUUAAUCGCAUUAGGCUACAUAUAAAUAGAUACACAUAUAUAUAUAUACAUAUAUAUAUAUAUAUUAACGAUAUAUACUUAUACUAGCGUAAGGAACCACUUGCAUCCUUAAUUUUUUUUUUAGUUUUACGAAAGCCACCACGCGAUUCGGGAAUUAAACUACAUAAAAGUAUAUUUCUAGCGGGUAAGUUUGUUAAGUGCGUUUAGCGGUAGGAUAAAGAGUUUGCAUUCGCAAUUAAAACAAUGAAUUGAAACUUCUAUGUAUACAUAUAGUCUAGAGAGAGGGCGCG
This is a messenger RNA of Drosophila erecta, 5239 nucleotides long. RefSeq lists its product as uncharacterized. The record is from RefSeq and is a predicted model, not a curated record. The transcript is spliced from 8 exons. Gene Ontology annotation, molecular function: protein binding. Lineage: Eukaryota; Metazoa; Arthropoda; Insecta; Diptera; Drosophilidae. The coding region runs from base 1339 to 4104 and encodes 921 amino acids.